AUUUUUUUUGGACACCCGCAGGGUGCAUUACGUAACUCCUUGCAAGGCCGAUGUUGGCAAAUCGAGGAGUACGAGAAAGGAAAGCGCGUGAGGGGAUUCACGGACAAAUCGAGAAAAAGAAUGGCAAACACACACUCCAUUUAACGGCGGAAAAAACUCCGUUGGUGUGAAAAUCGGUCUCGCUUCUGCGAGCAACACACACAUGACAUUUUCCCCUCGCAAAGCUUACCCCCUCCUCACGAUUCCACGUGUUCCGCACGAGCCACUUAAAACGACUCAUCAGAGAUUUAAAAAAUUAGGUUUCAGGAGAAGUAGAUCCGCUUUGAUGCUUAUUGGUGCCGAAAACAUCGACCAAAUUGCCGAACCUUCAUCCAGCCGGCCUGCAAUCGCUGCUACGAUCGAUCCCUAUGUUCAAACAAAGCAUGCCUCACAUGCUGGAGUUAACCAUUUAAAGACGGCCUUAACAACUCAACUUAAGCUCCGUCCAAAUCAAAGAAACCGCUACAACACCCUCUCAGCUUACACAAUUUAAAAGCGAUAACCCCGCUCUCGACUCCACUGCCACCGAAAACCUCCCCGCCUUUGUGAAAUACAGCAACGAGGCAGCUGGACAUGGGUCCCCUUAUAGAUACUGUGGUUCGUUCAAAGUCAUGCCAUUUUUGACAAUAAAUCAGCCAAUUCUUUGUCCUUGUGGUAGCUGAGAUGCGAGGAGUGUUCCCUGCCGAACGCUCUUCCGUUGCAGUUUCGCGCCAUUAUUUAAAGCAAGUGCAUCACUGACGUUGGCAUCAUGCGUCAAGAAAGGUGAAUAACGAGCUGCAUCGACAUCGUUCUAUUGCGUUUAUCGCAUCUCUCGUUAAAAGACACUAAUUCAUCCCCCGCAGUCCCCCA
Molecule: messenger RNA, 888 nt
Organism: Schizosaccharomyces japonicus yFS275
Lineage: Eukaryota; Fungi; Ascomycota; Schizosaccharomycetes; Schizosaccharomycetales; Schizosaccharomycetaceae
Exons: 1
Coding region: 203-532 (109 amino acids)
Source: RefSeq, a predicted model, not a curated record